AUGCUGCGCUACGUUCUAUAUGCUGCGUUGCUUGCUACACGGUUGCAUGGUGCAAUCUAUGCAAUUAUUCCCGAUUGUGACGAGACAUACAACUAUUGGGAGCCAUUGAACUUUCUUGUUAGACACUUUGGUAAGCAGACUUGGGAAUAUUCUCCUGAAUAUGCCAUUAGAAGCUAUGCGUAUUUGGUUCCUUACUCCUUGGUUAGCAACCCAAUCAGCUGGAUCAAACAAUUAUCCCAAUACUUUGAUUUUCACAUUUCAGAUUUCCCCCCAUACACCGUUUUCUAUGCUGUUCGUUUGGUUUUGGCCAUUCUGUUUACUCUCUCCGAGAUCAAGCUGUCUAAAACCUUGAAAUUCCUAAAUAAAAGAAUUGGAAACUGGUUUCUUUUAGCUCAGAUUUUAUCACCUGGUAUGUAUCAAGCUUCGAUCUCAAUAUUACCUAGUUCUUUUGCCCUAUUAUUUGGUAUUCUAUCAACAAACUAUAUUGUUUGCUAUUUCAACAUCCAAAAGUUUAUUUGCUCAAUUGACGAGGAAUUGAUUAACCUCGAAAAUAAAGUCACCGUCAGUAAAGAUUCAGACUCGGAAGUAGAAGACUUGGCUCCUCGUACAAAUAUGCUGCUCAACUUGUACAAAGUAUCCACUCCUUUGAUUUACAAAUCAUUCACUUUGACAGUCUUGUUUACUGCAAUUGGCGGAUUUGCAGGUUGGCCUUUUUCAAUGGUCUUGAUCGUCCCAUUCGUCAUUUAUGCAUUGAUUAAUGCAAUCACUUAUUCGCCAAAAUCAGUUUUGAAGAAUAAUUACAGUGCUUCAAAGGCCUUGUCAACAUACUUCUUUGCAGGCGUCAGUUGUUUGUUCUUCAUUCCUUAUUUUAUCUCCCAAUUUGAUUCUUUAUUCUAUAGGAAGGCCACCUAUGUUGCUUGGAAUAUUUUAUCUUACAAUGUUUUCCAAAGAGAUGAACUAACAGGUCCUGAAAUUUUCGGUACUGAAUCUGUAGGCUACUACUUGAAAAACCUGUUGUUGAAUUAUCAUGUUUUGUUUGUUAUUGCAACUGCUAACUUCUUAACUCUAUUCAAUAGAUAUCAAUUAAUUAUCUAUAAACUGCCAUUGCUUAUUUGGUUUGCCAUUUUCUUCUCUCAACCUCAUAAGGAGGAAAGGUUCAUUUACCCAGUUUACCAUUUAAUUUCAAUCUCAUUUGCUCAAUUCAUGUCAUGUGAUACGUUCAAAAUUAACUGUUUCAUGAAAUUCAUUAAGAAGAUUUUGAACUUGGUGGUUAUUUCAUCAACCAUUUUCCUCUUUUUGACUAGAGUUACUCAUUUGAAUACAAACUAUUCUGCCCCAAUUUCGACUUUCAAAUACUUGUCAAAAGUAUCCAAUACAAAUUCCCCAUUAUUGGAAAAUGUCUGUAUUGGUAGAGAGUGGUAUCAGUUUCCCUCUUCGUUCUUUUUAAAUGACAACCAACGUUUGAAAUUCACUCAAUCUAAUUUUGACGGUAUGUUACCUGGUGAUUUCAGUGAGCCAAAAUCAAAUACAUUUGAAGCUAUCUUCAAUGCAACCUCAGAGCUCAAACCAGGGUUUAAUAAUAUGAAUAAAUACAACCCAGUUUUUGUCGUCAGAGACUUGGACAAAUGUACCUAUUAUGUUGAUACCAACAAGGAAAUUUCUUCCUCAGAUGCAACUUCCUUAGAAUACUGGGAUAUUAUGUAUUGCGAAAAAUUCAUUGAUGUUGAUAACUCCAAAGGUCUGGAAAGAAUCUUGAACGUUUCUUCAUUUUUAGAUAGAUUUAUUAUCCAACCAUGGUUAUAUUUGCAAUCAGACUUAUCGACUAUUGAACUGAAUAGGAAACUCAUGCAAAUGGCAGGCAUUAUAGCUGAUGGAAGAACUAUGUACGAUAAUAUCUACGCCAAGUUAGGUAAGCUGAGAGAUUUGCUCAACGUCAAUUUUGGAGAAUAUAUUGGAUCCCUGGAAACCAACGAAUUUUGCGUUGCAAGAAAGAUUUGA
Molecule: messenger RNA, 1998 nt
Organism: Pichia kudriavzevii
Lineage: Eukaryota; Fungi; Ascomycota; Pichiomycetes; Pichiales; Pichiaceae
Exons: 1
Coding region: 1-1998 (665 amino acids)
Biological process (GO): protein N-linked glycosylation
Cellular component (GO): endoplasmic reticulum membrane
Molecular function (GO): alpha-1,2-mannosyltransferase activity
Source: RefSeq, a predicted model, not a curated record